Colletotrichum navitas is the source of this 1586-nucleotide messenger RNA. RefSeq lists its product as uncharacterized. Lineage: Eukaryota; Fungi; Ascomycota; Sordariomycetes; Glomerellales; Glomerellaceae. Bases 223 to 1341 code for a protein of 372 amino acids. The transcript has 2 exons. The record is from RefSeq and is a predicted model, not a curated record.
CUACACAGUGUUCACGCAACAUAGAGUUUAUGAUCCGGUAAAUUCAACCAUGUAACACGACAAGACAUCCUAAGACGCCCCGUGACCUCCGUGCUGACGCGCUUGGCGGGCGGUGCUGGUCUCGAUAUCACUGAAUAGCCCGCCAUCAUCACAGGAAUUCUUUAUUCUCUUGCCAUGUUCCUCGUUUACCGCCCAAAAUUGAAUUGUUGAAGCAUUAAAGUCAUGGCGCUCAAGAACCUAGCCCUUCGUCCAGCGGCUGAUAUGGUUGCUGAGUACGACAGCGACACGGAGACUGAAUGGGUUCAAACACCGUCGGAUGAUACUCUGCCAGACGAGGAUGAGAUCAAGAUAGACCCCAAUGGGGACUUACUACUGCGCACCGGAGCCGACCCUUCGUCUGGCGACGCUUUAUCGUUCCGCGUUUGCUCCAACACAUUACGGCGCGCAUCCUCUUUUUGGAAAAGGUCACUCUACGAGAUGUCUUCCGAGAUCAGAACGCACGAUGGAAAAUGGUGGGCGUGCACCCCAUCGCUCUACGCUUGUCAGUAUGACAAGUCAUCUGGACUCGUCAUCCUUCUCAACAUCAUCCAUUCCAAGUUCCAUCAAGUACCAAGGAAUGCCACGGUCACCGAGAUCUACAACACGUUGUGUCUCGCAAGCUUAUACGAAAUGGAGGAGGUUCUCCAACCGUGGAUCGCACAGUGGUAUGGAGAGUUGAAAAGUGCGGAAACCAGUCGGAACGGACGAGACCUUGGGAUGCUCGCGUGCAUAGCUUGGACACUGGGUGAUGAGCGGCUCUUUCAAAGAACGAUUGUCAAGAUCACACUGACUUGUGUCGCCGACGAGGAAGGCCGCAUGAUGACAGCUGACGGUGUUCGCUUGGAUGACUACACUCACGACUUUCUUGGCUCGCCUUUGAUAUCUGAAAUCAUCCGUACAAAACGAAGCCAGCUGGCUUUGGACCUGCCAUCACACCUGAAUAAUCUAGUCGACAGGCUAAUAGAGGGGAAAUGGCUGUGUGUCGGUAUUUCCGACAUACCGGUUACCAGAGACAAGAAAUGCGAUUAUAUCGUCCUCGGGAGUGUGUUUGCGGGAUUGAUAUACGUCCGAGGGACCAGAGCAACGGAGGUUGAGAUCAGAUCAGACGAGAGCAUCAUGGAUCUGCUAAAAUCCCUUAAACGAGUGCUUUCAUAUAUGACCUGCUACGAAAAGCAUUUGGAUUGCAACCCUGCAGAACGGAUUGUGGCUGCAAUGAUGGAAACAGUCGACAGCGUGGAUAUACCGUUGAACACAGACUGCACCCUGAGAAUGAGGGAGCAGCGACAAAAGUUAGGCUUAUAAAGCACAUUGUAAGUUGCCGAGAGCUGGUUAGGAUAAAAAGUGUCAGAUUGUUCAUUGAAGGUACUAUGCGACUUUGGGUUGUACAGCGAAUGGCGGUAAAAGUUCUCAUCGGAAGCGCCCCCCUACACAAGACUCAUGAAGUCUAGAUGAGUUUGUACAUCAAAUCGAGCACUAAACAUGCACAAUAACAAUAUUUUGAUGCAAUGCUCUUAUAAAGGUCUGGGAACUUAGUACAAUUGCAAAAA